AUGGAGCUCUUCGCCGACGUCGUCACGAAGACCGAUGAGAACUUUUGCGCCCUAUGCACCAACGAGAAGGACGUCGGCAAAUCUGGCAAGCCCCUCCACCACAAAGGGUCAUCCUUCCAUCUCGAUCUACAACGCCAAGUUUACCGACGAGAACAUCAUGAGAAAGCACAUCGGGACCUGUCAAUGGCGAAGGCUGUUCCGGGGACAAAUGACACGUACUUUUUCAUCUGCACGACAAGGACGAAGUGGCUUGACAACAAGCACGUGGUGUUCGGGCAGGUGGUGGAGGAGUACGACAUAUUGAAGGCGGUGGAGAAUGUCGGGUCGGGGAGCCACCGGACCUCGAGACGGGUGGUGAUCACCGACUGCAACCAACUCCAAAUCUGA
Messenger RNA from Striga asiatica, 387 nucleotides. Lineage: Eukaryota; Viridiplantae; Streptophyta; Magnoliopsida; Lamiales; Orobanchaceae. The record is from the annotation of a GenBank genome assembly.